GCGCCCGCCCGCGCCCGCAGCGCCACCCCCCGUCUGGGGACCCGCGCGGGGUCCACGGGGCGGGGCCAGUCUCCUAGCCGCCCCUCGAUCCACUCCUGGCCUGGCGUCUGCUUCCAGGGUCGACCUCCCAGCUAGCUACAGGCCGGUCGGGAUCCCCGUGUCGCCAACAUUCCCUUUUUCCCCCUUGGCUGCCCCUCCGCGUUUUGUAAGGGAAACCUUUGCUUUUUAGUUCCUUACAUUUUGAGCCUCACAAUGCCCGAGCAGGGGUCCCAGCGUUCCACCAGUGUCUCGUCUACCUUUCGAGCUUUGAAGGGGCAGGGUCCUUUCACGCCAAACCCCGACACACCCCUUGUGUGAACGCCGGGAAUUUUCCAACUCACUGACGUAUCCACACUGCACCCAGGGCUCAUCAACUCAAAGACAGCGAUAUGACAGCAAAAGGGAUAAGAGGUUAAACGGAUACCAGAUGAGUGGGCAGAGGGGAGCUGGGGCAGGCACGAAGAGGCUCGGCGGGUGUCCUGACCGGAAGUGGGGAGUUGGAAAUACCUGGACAAGCUGGCAGUCCACGUGUUGGGUGGAGGGCCCACUGAACAACACUCACCUGCCUAGGGUGGAGUAGCCCUUUCUUGUGUCGCAUCAGGUCAGCACGCGCUUCUGUGUUGUGUACUAAACUGACCCCACCCAUCAGAGGCCCCAUUCCUUUCCUCUUCCUUCUCCUACCUGGUCCUCUUCUACCUGGACUACACCUUUGCCUCAGGGGAGCCCUCCGUAAGGAAAGGGCAAAGGACACGCUGGUGACCAGGAUGUCUACGUGUUCAGAGUGCCAUUCUCUACCAUCUCAUGGCCACCAGGCAUACCCUUACCUGCCUGUGACCAACACUGAGUCCUGUGCCUGACCCUGGACAACCCAGAUUUUGUUCAGCCCACAGACUACCCUCUCUGUACAAUCAAGACGAAGGGAACAAUGUUCCUGGUGAGCCAAAGCUGGGCCAGACUUUACAGCUCUAUAGAACCAAGGGUGCACAUCAGGGCUCCUUCCAGGUGAGAGGAGGGGUCAGGUGCGGGGGUAUGGAGUAGAGGCGUCUCAUGAGAAUCCUGGCAUCACGCUGGGGUAACUCAGGUAGCGGUGGCUAGAGAAAGGAAUGAGCUCUUUCCAGCCACCCUUCCCAGGAGGGCUCUGCUCACUAGCCCACCCACUUGGCCCUCCCGCAAGGCCACUUAUGGCCCCACCCUUUGUCCAGAGUCCCGCCCCGUGAAAUGAAGCCACGCCCCAUAAGAGAAUAAGCCUGUCCCUCCUCUCUCCCCUUCCAGCCGCCGUUCUGAGCGAAGCAAGCCAAGGAUCCAUCCAAACCGGGUCUUUUGGGAAACCCUGGAGCGCGAAGGCUUCUGGGGAAUUAAGUUUCCACUGGGCACCUCGACCGGGUUUACGCAUGCUCGCGGCUAGGGGCGGAGUCUCCUGGGGUGGGCAAGGUUAAAGGUUCCCACGUUGAGAGCACUGCUUUCUACCUCUUAAGCUUGUUUCCCCCAGACCCAUUUCCUUCUACUUGCUAAAUUGCUCAACCUGCCUGACUGGCUCUGCACUCAGUUACCCUGGCUUAUAGUCCGUGUCCUACUUGCUCUCUCCUUCCUGGUGUUUUCCCGAAUGGGGUCCGAGCCCUUCCCGCUGUAGCGUAGACCCAGAGUUGCCCACCGGUUGGCUCACAAGCUUUCCACUAUUGUUUCACCCCCAGCCCCACCGUCUUUUUUUCGUGUCCUCUAUGGCCAAGGAGGUAAAGCUGCAAAAGCAGAAGGGUACCAGGGCCAAGCAUGGGUGCGGGGGGGGCGGGGGACAGAAAACUCGGGGGAGCUUUCUCCCCAACUCACCAGCACAGGGAAACUGCAGUUUCAGAAACGAGCUGAAAAUGUUGCUUGUGUCCAUGUCACCAAUUUAAGAUAAGUAAAGUAUCUACAAAGUUGUGCCAAACUUUUUUUUAUUAGAAAAGUGGACAAUCCUCCAAGCCGUCUCAGGCAUCCCAGUGACAACUGGGUAUGGGCAGUAGGUGACAAGCAGGAAUUCUGGACAGUGGCUGUAGAAAUGUGAGCAAUGGCUGGGUGGCCCCAGAAUCUGAAGACCUGCCCCCCACUUCCUCUCUGGGGCCAUGACCCAAAGAGGUAGGACAUGCUCAGAUGAAUGGUGAUUGAGUCACCCUGGAUUGGCAAAUGCCCCUUAGAGCCCAAACCUUGGCCUCCACCCAUCUGGGAAUGAGGGGUGACUGGCUGCUGUGCUCUAGUUGCUAAGGCCUCCUGGGAUCCUGGGAACCCCAUCUUUGAGCUCCGCCCCAAAGCCCCACCCCUCUCUAGGAGGGAAAAGGCACCUGCUGGUAGCUCUACUCACAGGCACUGGGACCAGGAGCUGGAGGACAGAAAGACAGACUGCUGCUGCUUGCUGCAGCCUGGGCCAUGGACCCCCAUGAGAUGGUUGUGAAGAAUCCAUACACCCACAUCAGCAUCCCUCGGGCUCACCUGCGGUCUGACCUGGGGCAGCAGUUAGAGGAGGUUCCUUCUUCAUCUUCCUCCGCUGAGAUUCAGCCUCUACCCUCAGGAACCUGUGCCCCAGAGCCAGCGGGCCUCUCGAAAACAACUGAAGCCCCAGAGCCAAAGGGUGUCAAGGGCAUCAAAGGCACAGCUCCUGAGCAGAGCCAACAGACCUACAACCCCUGCAACCCCUACAACAGCAGUGUGCAGCGUCCCUCAGGACUGACGUAUGCUGGUCUGCCCCCUGUGGGGCGUGGCGAUGACAUUGCCCACCACUGCUGCUGCCUGCCUUGCUGCUCUUGCUGCCACUGCCCACGAUUCUGCCGUUGUCACAGCUGUUGCUGUGUUGUCUCCUAGCCUGACUAUCCAACCUCCAGGGCUGGGGGGCCCGGGCCUCUGCUCAAUGCCAAAGUGGUGCUGGACAUCAGGAGCAGCCAUUGUCAUGGGCAUCUGGGGAGCCUGUCCACCAGGAAGGCCCAGCAAGUGCCCUCUGGGAUACGGUCCCAGCCACUAGCCAUGUUGGCAGCAAUAGGAACAUCCUUCACUUCUUGCAAGACUUUGGCAAUA
Molecule: messenger RNA, 3081 nt
Organism: Microtus ochrogaster (prairie vole)
Lineage: Eukaryota; Metazoa; Chordata; Mammalia; Rodentia; Cricetidae
Gene: Cysrt1
Product: cysteine rich tail 1
Source: RefSeq, a predicted model, not a curated record